AUGGCUACAUACGUGGAUAGAGUGCUGAAGCAGGACAUUCUUCUCUCUCUUGAUCCAGGCCGUGACGACUGUCUAUACAGAGUCCGACGAAUCUCAAGUGGCGUGAAUCGGGUCGUAUACGUCACCAUCACGAACCUAAACAUCAUCCCUGAAGAGAAACGCACAUACGGUCCCUCAGUUAUCAAAGAGCUCAGCAAACUGUCAGAAUGGAGUGGCGACUGGACAACACUACGCGUCUAUAUGGAUGGUGACCGCAUCCGGUGCGAAACUGACGCAUUCCAACCACAUGCCCUCCCAGAGGAACACGUCCUCGAGAGAUACCCCAAGUACGACAUAUUUAGCUUCGACGUUCGGCGCUCAGUCAACCACCGAGUUUCCGAGGUGGUCUAUGGCGGACGGACUGCGUUCCUCAAGAUUGCCCGGUUUCCAUUCGAACUGCCUCUCUUGAUCCGAGAAGUCGAAGCCUACCACCGCCUAGCAGAAUCUGACGUGGCACCAAAACUUAUCGGAUACGUUUUCGAAGAGAGUCCAGAUCGCGUCGUUGGGUUCCUAGUCGAGUCGGUGGAAGGUCGCGUUGCAAAUGUCGCAGACUUUGAGGAGUGUAGUAAAGCUCUUGAGAAGCUACAUAACCUCGUCGUCCAUGGCGAUCUUUGCAGAUAUAACAUUAUUAUCACUACUAAUGGGCCUAAGUUUAUCGACUUCGAGCACUCGACCCCUAUUACGGAAGCCGAAAAUGGUUUGGUAGACGAUGAAAAGCAGAGUCUAGCAGAAAAAUUGGUUGACGAGUCUGGAGCUGGACGCCCUUGGGACAUGAAUUAG
This is a messenger RNA of Thermothelomyces thermophilus ATCC 42464, 819 nucleotides long. RefSeq lists its product as uncharacterized. Lineage: Eukaryota; Fungi; Ascomycota; Sordariomycetes; Sordariales; Chaetomiaceae. The record is from RefSeq and is a predicted model, not a curated record. Bases 1 to 819 code for a protein of 272 amino acids. The transcript has 2 exons.